Molecule: messenger RNA, 2076 nt
Organism: Caenorhabditis remanei
Lineage: Eukaryota; Metazoa; Nematoda; Chromadorea; Rhabditida; Rhabditidae
Exons: 6
Coding region: 1-2076 (691 amino acids)
Biological process (GO): innate immune response
Source: RefSeq, a predicted model, not a curated record
AUGAACGAUUUUUUGAAAAACUUCGUUGAAGACCUGGAAGAAAUAAUCAAUAAUCAAAAAUCUCUUGUCGAUUCUCUCAAAAUCAAAUACAGCGGACUUGAGGAAAACUAUAAAAAGGAAAAGUUGGACCUUGUGAUUUACCAGAUAUUCAAGUGUCUGGAAUCGAGAAAAGAACUUCUUCAAGUCAAAAGACUAUCGAUCGAUGCAGUUCAUAUGAGUCAGGCAAUGGCAGUCGUCAAGUUAUUGGAUCCAUCGGUUUUGAAGAAAGUCGAGUUUGGUUUUGAAAAUAGAGAUGAGGAUAUCGAUAUAGAGGGUGCUCUGGCUUUGGUAGAAUGGAAUGAAGGACAACGGAUGAAAUUGGUUUUCAAGUUACACACCAUGCGCCCAGAAUAUUUGGAAUCGGUGGAAAAAUUUUUUCUACAUCGACCAACAUUCACUGAGAUCUUCAUUUAUUACAAACACUGUGUCCAUGAUAAUGCGAGUUUAAAAGCAAUUAUUGGUUUUCCAAUGCAACAUGAAUCUCCCGACUCGACGGAGAAGUUUAUCAAGUUCCGACUGUCACAUAGACUUUUGUUGUCUGCUGGUUUUGUGAAGUUAACUUUGAGCAACGAUUUAUCUGCAAAAAUACUGGGGAACCCAUUGAUUAUGAAACGUGUCAUUCGAUCGCUCGGGUAUUGGAAUGUCCAACGACUCCGUAAAACGUCUCGUGGAAUCAGAGACUGCGUUGACUUCCUCAAACCCGUUACCAACAUUGAUGAAUAUAAUGUUUUUUUCUUAAGUGAUACUCAUCCAAGUGCACGUAUUGAAACUGGACGUUACUGGUCAAAAAACUGGAUUUAUGGGAAAUAUGAAACUUCUGAGGACAGGAAUGUAUUGUGUCAGAAGGCACAAGAUCAAGUUUUGCAUGAUUUCGAGGUCAACUUGGGUCGUCAGAAUACGUGUUUAGAAGAGUUGAAAUUCAUAUUCUCGUAUAUUGACACUCUUGAAAAGGAGGAAAAUCCGAACCCAAGCAUUGAAGAAUUUCAGCGUCUUAAUCAACUUACCAUUCAAUUUUUGGGGAAACUUAGAGAAAUGUUAUCAAGAAGAAGUCAGUUACUAAAAGUGAAAGUGUUGGAAUUGUUAUGUUGUACGGACGACAAUUUGAUGCAAAUUCUCCCGUACCUUGACCCAAAUUGCUUGAAAAAAAUUGAACUGAACGAUCCGCGAUCGGAAUAUGAAAGACUCAGGGUUAAGUAUCCAGAGUCCAUGUUGAAACCGUUUGUAUUGGACGAGAUAUGUCAACUGGAACAGUGGAAGAGUGCGACAGAACUGAAGAUUCAAUCACAGCCAAUAUUCACUUCAAUUCAAGAAAUGAAUAUUACUCAUUUUUCCAGAAUUUGGAUAGAAGUGGAUACAAUCAGUUCAGAAGAUGUGUUAUAUCUCAAAGAACAUCUUCUACUAUCGACCAGUUUCCAAAGAUUCAUUAUUGACUUCAAAAACACGACAAUUGACUACGAAACUCUUGAUGGACUAAUUGGGCCACCGCAUCGAAUCUUCAGUGACACUUCUCGUAUCUGGUUUUUCCAAAUGGAAGUGAAUCAUCAAUUUUUGAAAAACAUGAAUACUUUCAACUUGGGUCGUCAGAAUACGUGUUUAGAAGAGUUGAAAUUCAUAUUCUCGUAUAUUCACACUCUUGAAAAGGAGGAAAAUCCGAACCCAAGCAUUGAAAAAUUCGAGCGUCUUAAUCAACUUACCAUUCAAUUUUUGUGGAAACUUAGAGAAAUUCUAUCAAGAAGAAGUCAGUUACUAAAAGUGAAAGUGUUGAAAGUGUUAUGUUGUACUGACGACAAUUUGAUGCAAAUCCUUCCGUAUCUUAACCCAAAUUGCUUGAAAAAAAUAGAAAUUAAUGAUCCGAGAUCAGAAUAUGGAAGACUCGGUGACGACAGGGUUAAGUAUCCAGAGUCCAUGUUGAAACCGUUUGUAUUGGACGAGAUAUGUCAACUGGAACAGUGGAAGAGUGCGACGGAACUGAAGAUUCGAUCACAGCCGAUAUCCACUUCAAUUCAAGAAAUGAAUAUUACUCAAAAAUUUGGAUAG